Vitis riparia (riverbank grape) is the source of this 2800-nucleotide messenger RNA. Its product is annotated as 5-methyltetrahydropteroyltriglutamate--homocysteine methyltransferase 2. Lineage: Eukaryota; Viridiplantae; Streptophyta; Magnoliopsida; Vitales; Vitaceae. The coding region runs from base 40 to 2454 and encodes 804 amino acids. The record is from RefSeq and is a predicted model, not a curated record. Gene Ontology annotation, molecular function: zinc ion binding; 5-methyltetrahydropteroyltriglutamate-homocysteine S-methyltransferase activity. The transcript is spliced from 12 exons.
AAAGGGAAGGGGGUGGAGUUGGUGAAGGAACUAGUAUAAAUGGGCCAAGCCUCUAUUUCUUCUGUCGUGCCGUUGUCUUCUCUCAUCUUAUCUCGCACACUCUCUUCCUCCAAAAACCGUCUCUCUUUUCUCCGCUUCAAUCUCCGGUUCAGAGCAAUGGCAUCUCACAUUGUGGGUUAUCCUCGUAUGGGACCCAAGAGAGAGCUCAAGUUUGCCCUGGAAUCUUUCUGGGAUGGGAAAAGUAGUGCCGAGGAUUUGCAGAAGGUGGCAGCUGAGCUCAGGGCAUCCAUCUGGAAGCAAAUGGCUGAUGCUGGAAUUAAGUACAUUCCUAGCAACACUUUCUCAUACUAUGAUCAGGUGUUGGACACCACGGCAAUGCUUGGUGCUGUUCCUGAAAGAUAUGGUUGGAAUGGUGGGGAAAUUGGGUUUGAUGCCUACUUUUCCAUGGCUAGGGGCAAUGCCUCUGUACCAGCCAUGGAAAUGACCAAGUGGUUUGACACCAACUAUCAUUUCAUUGUCCCUGAAUUGGGACCCAAUGUUAAGUUCUCUUAUGCAUCUCACAAGGCUGUAAAUGAAUUCAAGGAGGCCAAAACUCUUGGAAUUGAAACUGUCCCAGUCAUAGUUGGCCCUGUGUCCUACUUGUUGUUGUCAAAACCAGCUAAGGGUGUGGAGAAAUCCUUUUCUCUUCUCUCGUUGAUUGACAAGAUUCUUCCAAUCUACAAGGAAGUUGUGACUGAGUUAAAGGAAGCUGGUGCUACCUGGAUACAGUUUGAUGAGCCUACCCUUGUGUUGGAUCUUGAUUCCCACCACUUGCAAGCAUUCACUCAUGCAUACUCAGAACUAGAGUCUACUGUAUCUGGUUUGAACGUUCUUAUUGAGACAUACUUUGCUGAUGUUCCUGCUGAGGCAUACAAAACCCUAACUUCUUUGAAGGGUGUUACUGGAUUUGGGUUUGACCUGGUUCGUGGAACAAAGACCCUUGAUUUAAUCCACAGUGGAUUUCCUUCUGGAAAACAACUUUUUGCUGGAGUGGUAGAUGGAAGGAACAUUUGGGCUAAUGAUCUUGCUGCUUCCCUUAAUACUUUGAAGUCUCUUGAGGACAAAGUGGGAAAAGGCAAUCUCAUUGUGUCUACAUCCUGCUCUCUUCUCCACACUGCUGUUGAUCUUGCAAAUGAGACUAAGCUGGACAAAGAGAUCAAAUCAUGGCUUGCAUUUGCAGCACAGAAAGUGCAUGAAGUGAAUGCCUUGGCUAAGGCAUUGUCUGGUCAGAGAGAUGAGGCCUUCUUUUUUAGUAAUGCUGCGGCUCAUUCUUCAAGAAAAUUCUCCCCAAGGGUGACAAAUGAGAAUGUCCAAAAGGCUGCUGCUUCUUUGAAGGGUUCUGAUCACCGCCGAGCCACAGAUGUCAGUGCCAGGUUAGAUGCUCAGCAGAAGAAGCUGGCCCUUCCAGUCCUUCCCACUACAACUAUUGGAUCUUUCCCUCAGACCAUGGAUCUUAGAAGAGUUCGCCGUGAGUUCAAGGCUAAGAAGAUAUCUGAAGAUGACUAUGUCAAGGCCAUCAAGGAGGAAAUCAACAAAGUUGUCGUUCUCCAGGAAGAGCUUGAUAUUGAUGUUUUGGUACAUGGGGAGCCAGAGAGAAAUGACAUGGUUGAGUACUUUGGGGAGCAAUUAUCAGGUUUUGCCUUCACUGUCAAUGGGUGGGUCCAAUCUUAUGGGUCCCGUUGUGUCAAGCCACCUAUCAUCUAUGGUGAUGUGAGUCGACCCAAGGCCAUGACUGUUUUCUGGUCCUCAAUGGCUCAGAGCAUGACUAAGCACCCAAUGAAGGGAAUGCUAACUGGACCUGUUACCAUUCUGAACUGGUCUUUUGUUAGAAAUGACCAGCCCAGAUUCGAGACUUGCUAUCAGAUUGCUUUGGCCAUCAAAGACGAGGUCGAGGAUCUUGAAAGAGCAGGUAUUACUGUCAUCCAGAUUGAUGAGGCUGCUCUAAGGGAGGGUUUGCCGCUUAGAAAGUCUGAGCAGGCUUUCUAUUUGGAAUGGGCUGUUCACUCCUUCAGGAUCACUAACUGCAGUGUUCAAGACACUACUCAGAUCCAUACUCACAUGUGCUACUCCAACUUCAAUGACAUCAUUCACUCAAUCAUAGACAUGGAUGCUGACGUGAUCACCAUUGAGAACUCCAGAUCAGAUGAGAAGCUCCUCUCGGUCUUCCGCGAGGGAGUGAAGUAUGGAGCUGGUAUUGGUCCUGGCGUCUAUGACAUCCACUCCCCCAGGAUUCCAUCCACAGAAGAAAUUGCAGACCGAAUCAACAAGAUGCUUGCAGUCCUUGAGACCAACAUCCUAUGGGUGAACCCUGAUUGUGGCCUCAAGACGCGCAAGUACACAGAGGUGAAGCCUGCUCUCAGCAACAUGGUUGCUGCUGCCAAGCUCCUCCGCACCCAGCUGGCCCAUGCCAAGUGAGUUGUUUAAGCUGCCAUCAAGUGAUCAAGUGAUUUUCCUUGGAAGCUCAAAUAAUCCGUUGGCUUUUCAGCUAAAGGAGCAUAUAAAUACUAGUAGAUAGAAAUUAUAUAUGUUUAUUUUAACAAGCUGUUCUAUUUGUUUGUUUGUGUUAUCCUCCCUUUGUUAUUGUAAAGGGGCAUGGGAAUUGAAGAAUGAGUCAUUGUUACCAUCUUAACUAAUCACCUUUGUGGUUUCUUUUUGAUGAGUUGAACCUUGAGAUGAUCAUUACCUUCUUCAUUUUCUACACAGAAGAUGUUAAUGUUGGUCAUCUGUCUAAACAUUACUUAUAAUAAAUAUAACAUAUACA